CAGAUCCUCAAGCUUCUGCCUGUUCGCAACCCGGCUGGGUCCCCGCGCGUCCUGCUCAGAUGUGGAAGACUGAGUCCUGUUAAAAGUGCACAGAGCCCAAUCCAGAAACGCUCUGCCCCCAAGGGCUCCAUGCAGACGCCACAGGAUGGAGAAGACCUCGCCCACCAACCCUGGUACCAUGGUACCCUGUCCCGGCAGAAGGCUGAAGCUCUUCUUCUCCAAGAUGGUGACUUCCUGGUUCGCACCUCUGGGUCCCGUGGAGACCACCCCGUGAUCUCAUGCCGCUGGCGGGGGUCUGCUCUGCAUUUUGAGGUGUUCCGCGUGGCCCUGCGUCCCCGACCAGGCCGACCUGCAGCCCUCUUUCAACUGGAGGAUGAGAGGUUCAGGAGCAUGCCAGCACUGGUGCGCAGCUACGUGACGGGCCGGCGCCCACUGUCCCAAGCCACAGGGGCUGUGGCCUCCAGGCCCGUGGUCCGGCAGGGGCCUCUCCGGCGCAGCUUUAGCGAAGACACCCUUCAGGGCAGCCCAGCUCAGACCGAGUCUUUCAGGGCUAGGAGGUGGAGCAACAGCCAACCCGCCGGCUUGGAUCAUACAGGUCAGGCCACAGAAGCCCACUCAGGACCAGGAGCCCGCACCGCACCCGCAUCUGCCCUGCUCCGGAUGGGCAGUGACCCCACGUUGCUGAAGGUCCCAGCUCCCUUGAGGUCCGUCGCUGACAGCCUCAGAGCUUCCGAUGGGCAGCUUCACGCCAAGGCGCCAAGCAAGCCUCCCCGGACACCCUCACUGACGCUUCCGGAUGCCCCUGGGCUGCCCCCAACGUACUGUGAGCUGGUGCCCCGAGUGCCCAGAGCCGGGGGAACACCCCCUGGCCACAGCUGUUCAGAGCCGGAGGCCCCAUGGUGGGAGGCUGAAGAGGAGGAAGAGGAGGACGGGUGUUUUGCAAGACCACAGAGCGAGGUGUCUUUUUGCCCUCCUGACAACCCCUUCUGCCUGCUGGGUGCCCACAAUCGGCCCCUGGACCCCACAGUGCUGCGUGUUCUCCGGGGCUUGCUCCUGGAGCACCAUGCAGAGGGCACCGCCCUCCACCUGCUGUUGGUGGAUUGCCAGGCUGCAGGCCUCCUGGGAGUUACCAAGGCUCAGCAAGUGGCCAUGGGGGUCCGCUCUGGCCUGGAGCUACUCACCCUUCCCCAUGGGCAUCGUUUGAGGUUGGAACUGCUGCAGAGGUUGGAGACCCUGGCGCUGGCGGGAGCGCUGGCUGUCUUGGGGUGCUCAGGGCCGCUGGAGGAGCGCGAGAAAGGAGGCAGGCUCCCUUCUGUUCCGCAGGUGUCACGGUUGGAGUGCACGUGGCGCCAGCUCCGACGGAGCCACACAGAGGCUGCGCUGGCCUUCGAGCAGGAGCUAAAACCGCUGAUGCGGGCUCUGGAUGAGGGUUCAGGUGAGGGGCGAUCUGGGGCUUGGCGUUGCCUGGACCCCUGGAACUGCAGCUGCGAUCUCAGCCCAGGCCUAGGCCGGCCCCAAGCCCCACCCCCCCAUCCUAACCUUCGAUCCCGCCUGCCGCGACGCCCCGCCUCCGGGUCCCGGGACGGAAGCCUCCAGCUAAGCUUCCCUGGGUCCAUCGGGGAGUCUCCCCCGGGGGGCUGCCCCUCAAGCUCGUGCCCCAGUCGCACAGCCGCUGAGGUGGGGCUCCCUGCACCCCGCACCUGGAAUGGGUCACCCCCUCGUGCCCUGAUGAGACUGAGGCCACCAGAAGCCCUCUGUCACCGCAGCCUCAUCCUGUUCCACCCAAUCGCCCUAUUGUCCUGCAGCAGUCCCUCUUGGCCUCUCCUGGGUCAAAGUCCCCAGGAAAAGGACCAGGGCAAGGCGCGCCUGGACACCACCCCAGCCCACUGA
Fukomys damarensis (Damara mole-rat) is the source of this 1890-nucleotide messenger RNA. RefSeq names its product SH2 domain containing 3A (gene Sh2d3a). The record is from RefSeq and is a predicted model, not a curated record. Gene Ontology annotation, biological process: positive regulation of peptidyl-serine phosphorylation; small GTPase-mediated signal transduction. Gene Ontology annotation, molecular function: guanyl-nucleotide exchange factor activity; phosphotyrosine residue binding. The transcript is spliced from 9 exons. NCBI's taxonomy places the organism in Eukaryota, Metazoa, Chordata, Mammalia, Rodentia, Bathyergidae. The coding region runs from base 130 to 1890 and encodes 586 amino acids.